Molecule: messenger RNA, 468 nt
Organism: Podarcis raffonei (Aeolian wall lizard)
Lineage: Eukaryota; Metazoa; Chordata; Lepidosauria; Squamata; Lacertidae
Product: ovomucoid-like
Exons: 4
Coding region: 38-292 (84 amino acids)
Molecular function (GO): protein binding
Source: RefSeq, a predicted model, not a curated record
CUAAGAGGCCAACAGAUCCAAACCCACCAGCAAAAUCAUGAAGCCAAGCAGCUUUCUCCUCCUCACUCUGAUGGUCUUCUUUUUGUACUCAGCCGUUGUCACUGAAGCAAGUUUUGAACGGACAUAUUGUCGAGGAUAUCCAAAACCACAGUGCACCCUGGAACUCAAUCCCCACUGUGGCUCUGAUGGCGUGUCAUAUGGCAACAAGUGUGCCUUCUGCAAUGCGUAUAUCCGAAGUAGAAGACGUCUUAGACUGAGGAACCUUGGAGACUGCAGAAAAUUUGACGACUAAAGAACAUCUACAAAAGAAGGUCGAUUUCUCAUCAUACCCUGUUCAUGCCAUCUUCAGGAAGAAAUUCAUUAUUAUUCCCUCUGCUUAUGCUCUGUUCUGCUAGCCAGUGAAUAUCUUGCAACAUCUUCAUUUGAUUUAUCAAUAAAUAAGCUCAGCAUUAUAAACCUCUCCAUACA